Messenger RNA from Sipha flava (yellow sugarcane aphid), 1689 nucleotides. Its product is annotated as adipocyte plasma membrane-associated protein-like. Gene Ontology annotation, molecular function: strictosidine synthase activity. The record is from RefSeq and is a predicted model, not a curated record. The transcript is spliced from 8 exons. The coding region runs from base 376 to 1602 and encodes 408 amino acids. NCBI's taxonomy places the organism in Eukaryota, Metazoa, Arthropoda, Insecta, Hemiptera, Aphididae. Gene Ontology annotation, biological process: biosynthetic process.
GAAUCGUAAUUAUGUGUUGCACGUCGAUAGCAGACCGUCCGCGACGACGCGAAAACAAGACGACGAAAGUCAUCGGGACGGCGCGCGCUGGAAAACCGGUUAGUUUUUCGUUCCGAACGCCGCCGUCUCACCGCGCGCCACCCUACCACAACACGCUCGACCGCAUUACUACACCGCAACACAUUACUAUUCAUGUAAUCGUAGUGUUUUUUUUUUCUACGUUUUCCCUUCUCCGCCGUUCGUUUUCCGCUCGAACGUAACACCGGCACAAUGACCUACGUAGGACGACACAUUUUUUACCUUUUCACCUUCAGUACACGUUUUGCAGCCACGCACGGUGCUUAGGUACGUCGUACGAAGAAAAAUUUAAAAAUAAUGGCGUUCGUGAACCAGUUGCUCAAGUCCGGUGUUUAUUUAACUGCUCUCGUCGGAUUUUUCACAUUGUUGCCCUCGCAACACAAUGACACAUUCACCCACUUCAGUAAUGUUCCAGAGAAGGCCUUAAUUGGUCCCUUAGCUUUAAAUGAAAAGCUAUCAGGUGCAUCCAAACUGUUUGAAAAUCAAAUUAAAGGACCUGAAGGGCUAAUAUAUUAUAAUAACACGUUGUAUUCAACAAUUCAUCUUGGUAAUGUUAUUAAAAUAGUUGAUGAUCAAAUCAUCCCUAUAGCAAAAUUUGGAAAACCCUGUGAUGGUAUAUACGAAGAACAUAUUUGUGGACGACCACUCGGUAUUACUACGGACAAUAAAGGAUUUUUGUAUGUAGCUGAUGCUUAUUAUGGUAUUUUUAAAAUCAAUGUGAAUUCUUCAAAUAAUUAUGGUGCCAAGGAGCAAAUAGUUUCAAUGGAGGAUGUUAUUGAUGGUGUACGACCAAAGUUACCAAAUUCUGUUGCAGUUUCAUCUGAUGGAACUAUCUAUUGGACUGACUCUGACUCACAUUAUGCAUUACAUGAUGGUGUUUAUACAAUUUUAGUUGAUGGUACUGGAAGACUUAUAAAAUAUGAUUCAAAACUGAAAAAAAAUACAGUUUUAAUGAAAAAUUUACAUUUUGCCAAUGGUAUUGAAUUAUCUGAUGAUGAAUCAUUUAUACUUGUUGCUGAAACCUUGAAAUUUCGCGUCCAUAAAUAUUAUUUAAAAGGACCUAAAGCAGGAGAAAGUUCAAUAUUUAUUGAUGGAUUACCUGGAAUGCCAGAUAAUAUUAAAAGAAUUGGUCAAUGGUUUUAUUUACCAUUAGUUCUUCACCGAAACACAUUUUAUAGUAAAAUUGGUGAAUAUCCAACUUUAAGAAUGAUGGCUACUAAAAGUCUUGGACUCUUAGACCAAACAUUUCAAAUACUUGAUUCAUUUUAUCCCAAUAUAUUUUUGAAAAAAGCUGCUCACUGGGUUGGACAUUUUGAAUCAUUAUCAUUUUUAAAUCAGCUUACGAAACCACGGCUUACUAUUUUAAAAGUUAAUGAAAAAGGUACUAUAAUAUCAAGUUGGCAUUCUACUACUGGAGAAGUAUUUGGUAUAUGUGAAGUCGAAGUUAUUGAUGAUAAAUUAUAUCUAGCCUCACCAUUUAACAACUUUUUAGGAGUCAUUAAACUGCCACAUGGUUUCUUAUAAACCAAACAUUUUAUAUUUUCAUCUUAGUUAUCUGUCACAUAUGUUACCUAAGUGAAUAAAGCCUAUUGAAAAAUAUUUUUUUGUAAA